Molecule: messenger RNA, 9475 nt
Organism: Mizuhopecten yessoensis (Yesso scallop)
Lineage: Eukaryota; Metazoa; Mollusca; Bivalvia; Pectinida; Pectinidae
Exons: 25
Coding region: 439-5211 (1590 amino acids)
Biological process (GO): signal transduction
Molecular function (GO): protein binding
Source: RefSeq, a predicted model, not a curated record
AACCAACUUGUUUACAAAUGGUUGAAGAACGGUGCCUUUCGAUUGACUUUUUAUUGGAGAUCAAAUUUAGGAAAUAUCAUGAAGAUGGAGUGCUAAUGGGAAAGGACAUAGAAGACACAUUCGGUCAUUUUAUCAAAAAUCAAGAUAAUUUAAGAUCAGUUCUUAUACAAUUUAAAUCACAUAUAAAAAACAUCAAAAAAAAAAAUCAUGGAGUCUUUAAUUUAUUUCAUAUAAUGUGCUGAAAUCUUUUACUACCUGGUACACCCAGUACACUAUAAGUUUAUAUAAUAAAACCUAAGGGUUACUUUCAUUGGAUUGUUUCAUUGUGUACUUACUGUUUAUUUAUUUAUUUGCAGCUCAAUGUUCGUCCAAUCAGAAAUGCAGGAGAACAUACAUGUGAUAGAGUUCUUAAAUCAGGCACAUCACUUAUGAGUUGUAAUGGCUGCCUCUAAACAGGUGGACACUACAGACCAGCAGGAGACACCCCUACCCCUGGGCUGGCAAAAGGCUAAAGCUGUCACGCCCGACCGUAGGGCUCAGUUCUACUAUGUCAGUCACAAUGACUGCUAUACUACUUGGAGUGAUCCCAGGAUUUAUGACUCAGAACCAGUCCAGCAAGAGCAGUCUGUGCUAGAGUACAUAAUAAGAGCGUAUGACUUUAUCAAUGCUGAAUAUGGUGACAGGGACCGCCAACAACAAGAGUUUUACAAAUAUUAUCAGCAUUGUACUCAAGUGGGGAAUGAGGAAAGCAUUCGGGCUUGUCUUAACGCCUUGCAGGAACAGAUUUGUGUCAAGAAUUUCCCUCCACCACAUUCAGUACCGGAAGAGAUGGUUGCCAAUACGUUUAAACAACUUCAAAGUGUGAUACAAGUGUGUAUACGAGAGGGACGGGUCACACAGGAAACCUGUCAGGACUUGUUGUUUGAAUUCCUCCUGAAUUUGUUACGGUACGGACCGGGAUCGUCUGCCUCUUACUUCAUUGAGGAAAGAUUGAUCAGUACGGAACACAUGGAGGAGUACUUGAAGGCUUUGAAAGGGGAAGGACUUACCAGAAUUAAUGACAGUUUGAAGGAGUGGCAUUAUGUACCUGAGGAUCCUAAGAAAUUUUUGUACCAAUCACAUUCUCACUACUGGGGAGUCUUUAUCUACAAACUCAUCAAAAUCAUCCUUGGUAACUACAAAAGUGACAAAGUUUAUGACCCAGAGAUUCAUCAACAGUUUCUGGAUCUGUACCUGUUCUACUUCACACAAAUCACGGAGGUACCAGAUGAUUUUGUCUCCCAUUUACAGUAUGCAAUGAAGAGGAUAGCGACAGCUUACCCUGGCAAACAUAAUGAGAACCCAUAUCAGGUUCUUCAAAAGCCAGACAUUCUCCGGAGACAUUGGCAAACUGUAGGAGACACAAUAAGCAGUGAUAAGUUUCAAGAAAAGCAUGAUGAUAUAUCUAUGGACAUAGUCAGAAAUAUGGUCGACUGUAUAAUAGAAAAAAGGUGGACAGUUGUUUUAUUGGAUGACAUCAUAGAGCUUAUGAAGAGAUACUUUCUUACCAAUCAUGGUCACAUGCAUAAAGUGUUAUCAAGGAUUUUACAUCUUUUGACAGAAACAACAGAGAAGACCUAUGAUGAAAAUCCUCAGAUCAUGAACAAAAUGCUUGCAAUGUUCCAAGAAAUCUUGCAGAAGAAGCCUGAACAUAUGCCGUGGGCAUACUAUUAUGUCACGGUCUUGAGUGACAAGUCCAGUGCAAGGAAGGGAACAGAACAGGUAUGGUUUCCACUCAUGAAAGUACUUAUGAGAACGAUGCACAGGAAAGGCGUGUACCGGUGCCAUGAUACAUUCAGACAGCAAAAAUUUAAGAAGAUUUGGAAUUGGAAACAAAAUUACCAAGAGGCCCUAGAUAUCAUUGAACCUAUAGGAGAGGCACACCUACACUUAAACGGAGAUGACAAAGACGAAAGGUUUUUAGAAAACUGCGGGAAUACAAUCCGCACACUUCUGGAUCAGUUCAAGAUUGCAAAGGUUCCAGAGAAGCUGAAUGGACGCGCAGCUGAAUUGGCCAUGACCUUUAUGGAGAAAAGGUCAAAACAACUGAGUAAAUUUGUUGAGAUAUUUAUCAGAGAUAUCAAACUGGAGGGAAACCAGGAUGUGAUUCCUGGCCUGAUGAAGAGAUUUGCAGUACUCUUCUAUGACAGAGACUACAUGUUGGAUGAUUAUAACAACUUUUUGUUUGGAUGCAACUUCAUGGAGAAUGCCAUAGAAGCCUACAGCAUUGGAAAAGAAAUACCAGAUGAUGUCAACAAGACGUUUGUAGAGAUGUUUUUGUGGGUGAUGCAGACAGAGGAUUUGGAGUACACAGACAUGAACCAUGGCGACAAAUCUCUGUAUGGCCGUACAGCCACUGAUUUCUUGCAAUUGUUUAUGAAUAAACAUAUUGGGAAAGACACAUCAGACGCAGUUUUGCCACUGAUGCCGGCCCUAAUGAAACAAAUAAAACAUGAGGAGAAAGAGCUUGUGGAGACAAGUCGGACCAUUGUCUAUAUGAUAAGUGUAGAUGACUACAAAUUACUGGAGGGACAUCUGGAUGCCCUCGUCGAGUGGUACAAAGAAACGAAAUCAGAUUUUGCAUUGAGAGCACUAUGGAAGCCCCUCGAGGAAAGUGAUGGUUUUACAACUUCAGAUUUUUACGUGGUUAUGAAAACUAUAGCGGAGGACACUGGCAAUUCCAAAGCCUUUUUACACGGAAUGAUGUUUAAGUUAACGGCUGAAAGACAAGCUGAGCUGUUCACUCAAGAACAUGUUGACAUGAUGACUAGGAGGUUUCUAGAUGAGAAGCUAUCACAAGGCAGUGUUUUAAUGGCUCUUGGUGAAAUAAUAGCCAUUAAACCCGAGAUAUUUGGAGACAACAUGAUCAAACAUGUCCUACAGAAUCCAAACUUAGAUGUCCUGAAUGCCUCUUCAGUCCAAGUGAUAGCUGUCAACUUGGGAUUGAAGAAAAAGGAUUUAGUCAACACCAUAUUUGAAGAGCUUCUUGCCCUGGCAAAAUGUUGGCAUGAUCCAAAUCAUCAGAUUUAUCUGUUAGACUCUGUCCGCAUUCUAGGGUCUAAAUAUGGUGUAGAAACACUUAGACCUCAUCGAAAAUACUUUGAAGAGUUGCAGAAAUAUGGAAUGACUUCCCCUAUCAAAGAUACGUCAGCUGCUAUUGUAAACGCAAUGGAUGGAAUCAGUAUGGAGGGUAUCAUCACAGAUGCUAUACAAACAAAGAGGAAGGUAAAAGCCCUUGAUGAGAAAGUCAAAAAGGCAGAAACAGAAGUUAGUGGAAUGAAAACAACAGUUGCCAAACAAAGCAAAGAUAUCAAAGCUGUCGAGACAGGACUUAAAACCGUUGAAAAACGGGUAGAUGUAGUGGAGAAGGACCUUGUAGAAACGAAGGUCAGGGUUGAGGAAAUUGACAACAAGACAUUAUCCAACGCUCCAGUAUGGUCGAAGGAUAUUUCUAAGUUGAUGAAUCCAAAGUCGGAGCACGAUUGGCGGUUAUUAGCCCAGCGACUAGGAUAUUCUCUGGACGAUAUCAAAGCAUGGGCCACACACAGCGACCCCUGCAUGGCCCUUCUGAGUGAAUGGUACGCCACUCACAAGAUGAUAGAAGCCACCCAUGCAGUACUGAAUAUUCUACAGGACAUAAAUAGACUUGAUGCAGCAGUCAUCGUGGAGAACGCCAUGAAAGCUGUAGAGAAUGUUGUGGAGGAAGCCCCAAAGUACACCACUCCCCCUCCGAUCUUCCUUAGCUACCAAUGGGGUCACCAAAAUGAGGUUAAGUUACUACGGCAACACCUCCUCAUGGCCGGCUAUGAAUGCUGGUUGGAUGUCGGUCAAAUGGGAGGCGGGGAUAAACUGUUUGAGAAGAUUGACAAUGGAAUCAGAGGAGCCAAGGUCAUCAUAUGUUGUGUGUCGGAGAAGUACACGAAAUCUCCCAACUGUAACAGAGAGGUGAACCUGUCUGUCAACCUUGGUAAGCCCAUGAUCCCCCUCCUGAUGGAGAAGAUGGGCUGGCCUCCUCAGGGCUCUAUGGGACCCAUCUUCAGCGAAUAUCUGUUUGUGAGAUUUUUCCAGCGAAAAGGGGAAGAGACCAAAGAUCAACGUUACUGGCCAGUUUCAAAGUUUCAGGAACUUCUGAUGCAACUCAACAUCUACAAAACCAUGCCAGAUGAAUCCCUUAUUACCAAAGAGUAUAGAAAAUGGUGGCUACCGGUGACAGAAGAAAUUAUCAUCAACACAAAGCCGAUAAAAGGUGGGCAGAGUGCAGCCAGCACAUGUGGAGACAAGGACAAUGAAAGCACAUCACCAGACGUGUUUCUGUCGUACCAGUGGGGUAAACAGAAACAGAUCAAGCAGCUGUACAAGAGACUCAGUGAGCUCGGUUUAACCUGCUGGAUGGAUAUCUACCAGAUGGGAGGUGGAGAUUCCCUGUUUGACAAGAUUGACCGAGGUGUCCGAGGCUGUAAGGUUAUCCUUACUUGUGUGACCACCAAGUACACAGUCUCAGCCAAUUGUCGACGAGAGGUCAGUCUUGCUGAUACAUUGAAGAAGCCAGUGGUAUCUCUUAUGUUGGAAAAGAUGAAAUGGCCACCUAGUGGACCCAUGAGUAGUGUCAUAACACAGUUUCCGUUGAUUGAUUUUAAUCAGGACGAAGAAGUCCAAAUGACAUGGACAGGAGUUAAAUUUGACGAGCUUCUUGCUGAGAUUAUGGAAAUUGUACCCAAUACCAUUGGAUAUGUAAAGGAUAUAAAGAAAGGGGAGUCUAAAACUCAAGAAAAAACAACAGAUGAUGCAGAUGUUGCAAGGACACCAGAGGGAAAAGAAGAAGCACACCAACUUGAAGAAACACAAGCUGGUACUCAAGAGGUGUCACUACCUAAAUCUGGGGAGAAAAAUACAGAUGUACCAGCUAAAUUUUUAGAAGGUGUUGACGACGAAGAAGAAGAAACAACGGAAGAGCUACCACCAUCGUACAAUUCAUUGUUUUCACAAGCUUCUUCAAGUACACAAACUACAACAAAAAUGAAACCUUCACCCAAGUCCGCGCCUCAAUCAAGUAAGAAAUCUUCACAACCUCCACCACCACCAUAUCCGUACUGCCAUCUAUAUGUAGAGACUCCAUCACAGCCUACUACAGAACCAGAAAACAAAAAAUCAUCGUCAUGUGUAAUUAUUUGACACCUCUGUUGUUGGAUAUGGAGGAUAAUUGAACAGAUUUUUAUUUGAAAGGGUGUAAACCUCGCUAAACUCGUAGGCACAUAUUUCCUUCCUUUCCCCACGGAAGAGAUGAAAUUGUGUCAGGUAUUAGAAAUAGUCUGUUGUUCACUUGUCUGUCUUCAUAUCUAAUGUUGCAUGUUUGUAUAUAUUUCCAGGAAGAACUGGAAAAUACAGUAUACCGGGAAAUGUUUGCUGCAGUUGAAUUUUCGCCUUUUUCGCAUUUCGUUACGGGGCGAAAUUAUCAUUACAGAUGAUAUAAGUAAACAGCAUACUAUACAUAAUACAUAUGUAAUUUAAUGUGAAGGGUGAAAUUGACAUUGAUCGAAAACUGAUUUUGUGGACGAAGGACGAAAGUUUGACUGGGCGAAAAUGUCCCGGUAUACAGUACGCAGUAUGAGGUAUAAACCGAGAUGUACAUUUCAAACCAUCGGCUGUCAUUCACAAUGAGCGAACACAUAUAAAUGUACCCCGUUAAUAGCAACUACAGUAUACCUAGAUUCCAUUUAUCUUGAAUGUAUGUAAACAAAAAUUCAACGACAUAGUGUUAAGUUUUCUAUAAUUUUGGACGUUUAGAGUCAUGUACAUGUAUGUUUCUAUAAGCUAGUUGUUGCACCUUGUUUACCUUUGUGGAAAGCCUGACAACUAUUUUUGAGGGGAUGAUACAUGAUGUAAUUACUCUUUUGGAGGGGGAUGAUAAUGAUGUCAUUGCUCUUUUGGAGGGGGAUGAUACAUGAUGUCAUUGCUCUUUAUUUUGGUGACUCCUUAGUUCGUCUUGUUGUCCAUAAUUUUUGCGUUGUGUGUUGACGCUGUGGUAUAUAUUUCUUUUACUUUCUUCAUUGUAAACAAAACGAAGUAAGUAGUCAUCACUCCAUCGUAUUCUACGCAUCCAUAAUAUCCCCGUCUAUCUGUUUCCAUUUAUAUUGUUUACUUAAUAAUUGUUUAUAAAAUUGUGCAUGUUAGUUGAGCUCAAACUGAUUAAUGUAUGAUUUUUUAGUACAUUAUAAACAAAUGUAACCAUUUUACAUUAUUUUGUACAAUUGUUUUCUUUCGUUAACCGUUUUUUGUUUUCACAAAUAAGUAAUCGGGAUAUUUGAAUACUUUCUGUUGGUGACAUAGCUCCAUUUUAAACAAAUGAAUAUUAUUAAAGAUGUUUUUAUGGAUAUUUCAUAUGUUUGAAGUAGUUAUUAAUGUUAGAAUUAGGUACAUAUAAUCACAUUUUAGGAUCCCUGUCUACAGUCCAGAAAUUGGCGCUAUCAUAAAAUUUCAGAUAAUUGACAGGCUACUUUGAUACUAUAGUAUUUGUAUAUUUUGGCCAACCGAACGACAUGAGGAUAGUUUUCAAACCCUGGUGUUCAUUUUGCUUCGCGAGGUAGGUCUGGAGUAGUAGGUGAAAUACCUUCGGAAAGUAGCCACUGUCUUAAAAAUAAUUUAUCUUUUUCGUAUAAUUUUAAACUAUAUUUUGCCAGAUUUAGAAUUCAUGUUUGUAAGUCCUUGAUAUGAGCUCAUUAUAUUAGAUCAUAUCUUAAAUAUGAGUUUUUUUAAUCAAGUUUGAAGUAUGGCUGCUAGAGUGUCGUAUAAUAUGAUGAUUUUUGUCGUAUUUAUAUCAAUUAAUAUAGCAAUGUUUUUGAUAAAUCUACACCUUUAAAUGAACCAUUUUCAAUAGCUGUUAAUGUUUUGCAACUUUUCACAAACUUGUAUUUAAAGAUAUAUUCAGUACUGAGUUGAUUCAAGUAAAGUGCUAAAUCGUCAUUCAGGUAGGAUCCUAAUGUGUUGGCAAUACACGAGUUAUCUGUGUGGGGACGUGGCAUUUCUUGGAUUUUGACCUAGAUUUACAUUGCGGCCGGGUGUCAUCGACGAAGUAGUAGAAGAUGCUUACAGUUCCAAAACACCGGGCCUUAUUAUAUUUUUUAAUGUUCUCCAUGUAAGUAUUUCCCUUGUUUAUAAUUUGCCGUAGUUUUAUCGAUUUUGAGUUCGAAUUAUGGUUUUGUUGACACCUCUGUAUCCUCUUGUUUUUUUGACCAUUUCUUAAAUUACCUCCAUGUAUUAUUAUCUUGUUAUUUUUGUCCACUUUUUAAAAUUACCCCCAUGUAUGAUAUAUUUUUUACUUGAAAUCUAUUUCCAAUUAAGGAGAUAAAAUGGUUGAGUAUCGUAAAACAAUUAUCAAAGAUAUUUUUCGUGAUAAUUAUUAAUUGAGUUCUGUUCAGAAAGUACUGUCUUUCUCUUGAUACAACUAUUUUCGAGUAAUUUACAUUUGAGCUAGCUUGUGGUUUCAAAACUUCAACGUAAUAUAUACGUGUUGAAUGAGCCGCGAAUCGAAAACCCCACCAAUAAAUACAGGGAGGUUGGUUCCUGAGGUUAAAUUUUUAUCCAUAUUACACAUGAUAAUAUCUGUUUUAUCAUUUUAUUAUAAAUGCAAUGUAAUACUUUAUCACACGACAAGGUAAUUAUUACUUAUUUCUUAAAUGUUUAUGUAUAGCGGUUCUUUUGACCCAAACAGUAGUAAUACUUUGGUACUGAUAUUAAUGCUUAGGAGUGUAAUUCAACAUAGUUUUUCUAAGGAUUGUCAUUCUGUGUUAUUUUUAUAUAAAUACAUAUUUUUAUUCGCACUACUUGGCCAUAUUACUCCAGGACCUUUGUGUAUUUUUGAAGUUUAUUUUUGAAAAAUCAUAUUUACAUUUACAAAACGUUAGAAAUUGUAUACUUUUGUGCCAUAAUAUAUUUUUAUUAUAUUUCUUUUUGACAUUCUAAUGCAUUUUUUAUGUUAUACACAUGCAUUUUACAUACCGUAUGGUAUCGAAAGCUUUUAGUAGUGUAGACUACUUAUAUAUACAUACAUGUAUAUGUAUAUAUUGCCUUAAGUGAUAAUGAACAGAUGAUGAAACAUGUAUAUAUGAUUUAUCGACAAUGUUUUCUUGACAUUAUAUAUUUUAUCGACAAUGUUGCCUUGUGUCAUGAUAAGGUAAAGGAUACCACAAAUUUAAACUUUAUUAUUACCAUAGGUGCUUUUUAAAAGUAGCAUUCCUUAAAAAUCACACUUUGCCAUGCAUUUUACAAAAUUAUAGUUGUCCAAAGUUUGAAUGUUUGAAACUACAGGGUCAUACCCGGUACGUUGCCAUUGCAAACCUUAUACUUUAUCUAUUCUGCCAUCCAGGAAUUUUUCUUGCACUGCUUCAAAAUGAGUAUCCCAUUAAUAAACCGUAUAUUCUAGGGCAAUAAGCUAGAAAAAAAUGUCUGAGAGGAACUCUUCUUUGCGAUGAAAACUGAUGCAUUGGUAUCCUUUACCUUAUCAUAUGGUGAAAUUUACAUACAACGCUGUUUACCUCUUACAGAAUUCAUGACAUGAAACUGUUAAAAAAGUUGUGGAUGUACCGUAGAUAUUUCCUCAUUAUUCAUCGUGUAUCUGAAAUAUUUGUUCUUAUCACACGUUAACUGCUGGAUUUGUUGAAAUUUACUUCAUUAUCAGUGACUUCGUGCACCAAGUGCACGUCGUAAACACACUUUUUUUCUUAAGCGAUUCAUGGAAUGUGUCCAGAAAGUCAAUGUUGUUUUGACCUCAUGAAUAUUAAAAAAAUAAAUUUCAUUCCUGAAAUAUUUUGGGAAAUAAUACAAAAUAUAUUUGUCAAAAUUUCCCUAUUCAUUAAAAUAUUUCCCGCUGCCACAUGUUUUAAGAUGUAAUUGCAUAUUGCUCUUUUUUUUGUAUUUUAUCAGCUGAGACAUUAGGUGUCGACUUCUAGUUUGAUGAUAUCUAGGACCAAGAGUAGGACGUUGUUUACAGAUGAUAUAUAUUUAUAUUGAAACAUUGAAAUUUCCAUAAAAAAAAAUCAUAACACUACUUACAAUUUGAAAUGUAUAUAAUGAGACAAUAUGACGACCGAACAAAAGUCGUAAUCUAUUGAACAUUUACACGUUUCUAAUUUUAACAUUUCGGAAUAAGGUUUUGUUGAAAUAAAAAUUAUUUAAGAAUGCUUGUUAAAAAACUAUUUAAAACAUUUCACAAAGAUAUCUAAAAAGUUGAUUGUGGGAAAUUAUCUGUGUGUUGGGCGAGUUGGACGAGUUAAAAGAGUUAAAAUGUAAUAAUUAUUUGUAUACUCAAUAAAUUUGGAUUCAAAACGAGACAGUUAUUAAUGGUGUAUCAAUAUACUACAAACCAUAUACAUUGCACGUAGAAAUAAAGAUGUUUUGAACUUAAUUGGGGUAUUGUUGUUGUGUUUUAAUAAAAUAUGCA